AUGGGCAAAAAGGGCGGCAAGAAGAAGGCCGUGGAUCCAUUUGCUCGAAAAGAGUGGUACGAUAUCAAAGCGCCGUCGAUGUUCUAUAACAGACAAGUCGGAAAGACUCUCAUCAACAAGACCCAAGGAACAAAAAUUGCAUCCGAAGGUCUGAAAGGACGUGUGUUCGAGGUGUCAUUGGCCGAUUUGAACGACUCCGAGGCUGACUUCAGAAAGUUCAAGCUUGUAUGUGAAGAUGUGCAGGGAAAGAACGUCCUUACCAAUUUCCACGCCAUGUCCAUGACCCGUGAUAAGCUGUGCUCUAUCGUCAAGAAGUGGCACACUCUCAUUGAGGCCAAUGGCGUCUUCAAGACUACUGAUGGAUACGUUUUGCACCUGUUCUGCAUUGGAUUCACGAAACGAUCACCAAAUCAAGUCAAGAAGACCACAUAUACAAAAGCUUCCAAAGUUCGCAAGAUUCGCGCUAGAAUGCUGGAGCUGAUGAAGAAAGAAGUUUCUGGUUGUGACUUGAAAGAGGUGUGCUCCAAGCUGAUCCCUGACUCAAUCGGAAAAGACAUCGAGAAGGCCUGCCAUGGAUUGUAUCCCCUUCAAGAUGUGUACAUCCGCAAAGUGAAGAUCCUAAAGAAACCCCGACUUGAUCUUGGGCGCCUUAUGGAGAUGCACGGAGAUUCCAUUACUGUUGGUACCGAUGGAGAAAAAGUUGAUCGUCCUGAUGAUUACGAGCCUCCCAUUCAAGAGACGGUCUAA
This is a messenger RNA of Cooperia oncophora, 747 nucleotides long. The record is from the annotation of a GenBank genome assembly. NCBI's taxonomy places the organism in Eukaryota, Metazoa, Nematoda, Chromadorea, Rhabditida, Trichostrongylidae.